ACUCAACCACACAAUCGACAUCAUGCAUGUUCUACACGGAUUCGGCCAAAGACGAAAGUCGUCUCGUCCUCGUGACCUUCACAUCAGAAAGGUCUCUUUCUCAGGAUCUUCUCUCUCAUCCGGUUGCUCUCUAUCAUCAUCCUCAUCAUCCACAAUCUCCGCCCUCUCAACACCAGCUGCCAGGACGCCUACCGCCUCAAGACCUGAAAUGGACCCUCUCGCCUCACACCCCGCCUUCCACGCACCACCAAGAUUAUACGAACGACCUUUCAAGCGCAUGGACAACCACGAGUCUGUAUUCUACGGUACCGAGGAGGCGGUUAUCGACGAGGAGGAGUUUGUCGAGCAGGAUGUCGCUACUCAGCAGCCCACAGAGAUGGCUCUGCCUCCUCAUGCAAGCCCAAUGGAUGCUGUCGACGAGCAAAGCAACGAGCCCAAGGAUUACUUCUUCACCACAUUAUCAACACGACCACCGAUGCCCAAGUCUCGUUGGUCUGAAUCUACUAUCCAAAGCAUCCAGACCUUUGACGAGGAGGAGGAGGAUGACUCCGAAGUUACACAGUCUGAGGACUCUGAUGAUGAGGGUGACAAUGUCUCAGUCCUCGAGAUGCGUCGUCUCUCUCGCCACGCCUCAGCACUAAAGCCUGCCUCUAUCAGCGCUACUUAUACUGCCAGACCUGGUCUCGCACCCAAGCGACCUCCUAUGCGAUCCCUUGACAGCGUCGACAACUUUAUCCGACGCGGAGGAUGGAAGCGUCGCGGCAUUGUCUUUCACAAGGAAGACCUCGAGAACGCCCGAUCUGAGAUGGACCGCAACAGCUUCUAAAUAUCGUCUCAUAUCGUCUUACCUCACCACUCACUCACUCACUCACACUUAACAAACCUCGACAUAAUCUCCUUUUUCCUUUUUCUUUUACAUACUCAUGAUUUGUUUUUGAUACCCAUACCUACAGCACAUAUCAUCUGCUUCUUUCUCUUUCGUUGAAUGAUAUCUCACGGCUGUUCUAUAUCCUUGUCUCACACAACUCAUAAACUGGGCUUGUAUUUUUUCCUUAUUUCUACUCUGUAUACAUAUCAGGAGGCCUGGAGUUUUGUCAUUAUGGGCCACGGGAUUACUUGGGAAAGCGAAAAAGCGAAUUUAUUUUAUCUGUUUUUUAUGGGAUCUGGAGGUAUGCGAUUAUGGGUUUUACGGCUUUCCAUCCAUCUACUGUGGUGGAUACAGACACACACACACAUCUUCUACUACUACAUAUUACUACUCUACUACUCUUACUCUCUCACCCUCUACUUGGGCGGCACUACUCUUACUCUACAUAGAAGCCUCUGGAUCGAGGCUGAAAUACUACACAACACUUUGUCGUCUCC
This is a messenger RNA of Fusarium graminearum PH-1, 1365 nucleotides long. RefSeq lists its product as uncharacterized. The transcript has a single exon. The record is from RefSeq and is a predicted model, not a curated record. NCBI's taxonomy places the organism in Eukaryota, Fungi, Ascomycota, Sordariomycetes, Hypocreales, Nectriaceae. Bases 23 to 826 code for a protein of 267 amino acids.